This is a messenger RNA of Pyricularia oryzae 70-15, 3945 nucleotides long. RefSeq lists its product as uncharacterized. The transcript is spliced from 5 exons. The record is from RefSeq and is a predicted model, not a curated record. Gene Ontology annotation, biological process: regulation of DNA-templated transcription. Bases 1754 to 3478 code for a protein of 574 amino acids. NCBI's taxonomy places the organism in Eukaryota, Fungi, Ascomycota, Sordariomycetes, Magnaporthales, Pyriculariaceae. Gene Ontology annotation, molecular function: DNA-binding transcription factor activity, RNA polymerase II-specific; zinc ion binding.
AGAGAAGCUCAACAUUUUUUUGGCUCUUGGGUUCGAACUGCCCAAGGCCCAUGUUUUGGUCAUCUUUUUUUUUAUGCCCCACCAUUUGGGUCACCCCUGCCAAUCAUUCCAUCUUUGUUCCUACCCUUCACGUGUGCUUUCCGAAGCCAAAGUUCCCAUUCAACAACUCUCCUUGCGUUUUUUUUUUCUUGAAGCUUGUCACCCGUCGAUAGUUUCUGCCAUUUGCAAUGGCUGACUCGGUUGCCAAUUAUUGCUCCGAUUUCCCAGUCCAAGUGAUGAGGUGUAGUGCAUCUGCACCUCAGGUUGAUAGUUGGUCGCAGUUGCAGAUUUGAUCACGUCGGCAGGCCAUGUCGCAUUUCAUCUCAACCAGCCACGCCUUUGGAGGACAGACAAGACAUGCAGGCAGACAGUGACAGCCAGCAGAACAGUGCAUGCUCGAUUCAACUGUCGUGCAGCAUGCGGAAUCCAUAUGCACCGCCGUUAUCCAUCUGUGCUCAUCGGCAAUUUUCCAUCAAUGCUACAAUGGCCGCAUUUCAGAUUCGUCCAUCGGCCUGGACUGAAUGGAUAUGUAUCCUGUCACAUCAUAACUCGUCUAGUUUUUUCUUCGGUAAUCUGGAACGUCACCUCUCUUUACCCGACAAUUCGGAGUCUUCCCGGGUAGUACGAACUACUGUCCAAAAACGGCGCCUACCCACGACACUUGACAUUCAGGGCCAGGACUGAUCCCACGCAAAACCUUGGGCGACUGAGUCGGAUAAAGUGCAUCCGGCACAUCAGCAUCUCCAGGAUUCCAUCUCCAUCAUUGCCAUGUUGACGGUCUUCGGUCUGAUUAGAGGUCGACACCACAAGCAAGGGUUUCGUUUCACGAAGCAGAGAUGGUUACCUUUUCUGACUGACCAUUCACGCAAGGCCAGAGGUGAACGCAUGGGAAAAAAACAUGACACAGCUGUUAUCGAGACGCGCCCUGCCCAAGGAUGGGCAAGAUUACAAUUCCCUGACAGAGUGGGCAAAGUCUAUCUAUAAUCAUCUCGUCUCUUCGGUGAGGCACCAAGAUCCAGAAACAAUUUGAUCAAUGGAACGAGGCUCAGCAAUAGCUAUCCAAACCUCCAAUGAGAAGGAGUUUUUUUUUUUCUUUCAAAAAAAAAAAAAGAUUCCUCAGGAUAGAGGGGGGAGUGACAAAGUCGUCUCUAAUCCACAGUUUCCAGUCUUGUUUCCAUGCACAUUGCUAUCACAUUGGUCUUGGGGAGCAGAGAAAUGUCCGGCUGGUCAGAAAUAUUUUAAAGCCGAGACCAGCAACGUAUAUGCCACAUCUGUCCCGUUGAGCAAAAGUCUAACUUCAGCUCAACGGUGAAGAGCAGACUUGCAGGCUGACAAGCCAAACAUCAGAUCAAGUCCGUUCCCCAUGUUUGGCUCCGCAUCCCCUCAGCAUUCCAUCCCCGUCUCUUUCUUUAUUUCCUUGGCUGUUUUAAUGCGUUGCAGGCCAGCCAGCUGCACGUCACCGAAGGGUAAGCAUAAACUGCCACGAUGUGCGGGAGCAGACUCUGCAGCGGCUGUGCGUGCGUUGAUUGUAUCUGGGUCACUUCCACAUUAUAGCUACCACUUGCUUCAAAACAACCAAACCCCCCCGGCUUUCUACAUUAUCAAGAUCUCCUAGCUCCCGUCUGGAUUUCCUCAACCCCCCCCUUUUCCUUUUUGCAAUAGUCCGAAUGCGGUGCUCUGGUCAAUAGCCCACAGGGUUGUCUCGGCAAAAAAUAUGAACAUGCUCACCAUGUCUUCCCCAGUCGGCAUGCCGCUGGCUCCACCACAAUCGCAACUGAUACCAUGGAACGUCCAGCCUGGCCUCCCUGUCGCAGACAGGCCGGCACCCGGAGGGGAGGCCACCGACAAGAUCGCCCCAAAGCCCUGCCUGACGUGUAGGAGACGGCACGUCAGGUGCGACAAGCAACUCCCACGAUGUCACCGGUGCGUGCGGUUCGGGCGCGUGUGUCCCGGCUAUGCACCCAGCACCCGUGGCAAGUCACAGAACGGGUCAAGUAAACGCCCGCGGCUGGGAAGUUCGGCCUCGGACGGCGGUGUCUUGACUGUGCCGUUGACCGUCAAGACGGAGUUUGGUGAUUUGGGCAAAGUCGAUCCCGACCUGGAGAUGCAUCAUUCGAGUACUGAUCUGAGCACCGCAUCAAUGUGGAGCAUCCUGGACAACCAAGUGAUGAGUGCGGAUUCACCGUCGAAUGCCUUCAGCGUUUGCUCGUCAAUGGGCGACGAUGAAGAUUCUCAAUGGCUAUCAGUCUUGCGAAAUGAGGAAACCACGCCGUGUAGAUACUUUGUAUCCAUGGUUCCAUUCAGUCCACUCAUCCGCAACUUGUUUUUAUUACUAGCAAGCUACCUUGGUCCCAAGGCAAGCGAGUCAAAUUCACCGGGCGACGUAGAGCUUCUACGUCGCAAAUCGGAGGCCUUGGAGGGAUUCAUCCGGGGAAUCGACGACGGCGACAAGUCAGACGUCAUGGUCGCUGCCACGGUCCUGCUAAUAUGGGUUGGCUUCCAUGAUGAGGAGCUCGGGGCUUUCUUCGGCAGCCACCUGUUUGCCCUAAGAGAGCUGUUAAGAGCCCGAGGCGUGCCGAAUCAGUCGAUGGGUGAUGCAGCAUUACCGUGGCGCCCUCGGCCGCUUUCAAUAUUCCAAGAGUAUUUUGAGGAGAUAUACGUGGUACUCGGGACGUUGGGCACCACUCUGCUCCCGCAAAAGGAGGAUCUGACGCUUCUUUUCCCAGCGCCCGCCGUGGCAGCAAUAUGCGGACGGGCCGAAAAGAGGUCCUGGGUCGGCUGCCCAGGUGAGCUGUUGCAGGUGCUAGCGGCGGUGAACAAGCUCUCCGCCGGCGCCCCGGCCAAGCCCGCGUCGGCCAUGGGCGCGACCGGCCCACCGACUCCGCCGGCAUCCGACGAGUGGAUCGCGACGCUCUUCCAGCGACUGGCCGAAUUUUCACCGCGGGAGUGGGCGAACCAGAGCGACAAGCACCAGCAGCAACAGUGCACGCCGGCAAACAGCUGCUCGCCUGCGCCUUCCCCCAUACUCGAAGACAUGGCGAGCACCAACGACGACCGCUUCCACCUCGCGAGCGCCUACAAGGGCGCCAUCUACAUUUACGCCUGCCGCGCGCUCAGGAUCCGGUCGUGUCCGCAGCUCGACGGCUUCGUCAACGAGGUCGUAGGCCACCUGGAGCGCGUCUCGACCGAGAGCCCGCGGUUCGGAAGCACCAUGUGGCCUGCCGUCAUCGCGGGCAUGGAGUCGGGGUCGACCUGGGCUAGGGAAUCCGUACGAGGCCUCUUGCAGCGCCACCGGGCGACUGCUGGCCCGCAGUCCCUGCACUUGGGGCGCGCGGAGGCGCUACUGGAGAAGUUGUGGGCCGAGUCCCAUGGUGGCCUCGGUCUGAGGUCGUGGUUAGAUUUCGUCUAUGAUUUCGAGCUUGAUUUGAUUGUCAUCUGAGCAGAGACAAUCUUUGUUAUUGCUUUUUUUUCAAGGGGCGUUUUUAUCUUUUAACUUGUUAUUAUCCCUCUCCCACCAUUUGCUCUUUUUUAUAUAUACCCGCCCUUGGAGGCUAAUGUGGGUAUCAUCCCUAAAGGCGUAGCGUCUCACUUUUUUCUUUCUCCUGUCGGGGGAAAAAAAAAGACAAAUGUUAUUAGACAAACAAUACCCCUCGGACGCUCAGGAUGUAUGAAUAAUGCGUGCUUUUUAGGGGGGUUAUAAAAAGGAAAGCACGAAGGGAUGGUAGCUUGGUCUGCCGGAGCGUGCAACCCUGGAGCUUGUUGUUUUUAUAUAAAACAGGACAUCUAGAUCAAGUUCGUCAAAACGACGAUUACUAUUGAGCCUAGUACAAUCUCAGCAUCUCAGCCAUAUAUUCUGACCGGUCAAGAUAACCAGUGGAAAACUCCAGCAUAGCCAUUAGAUACCAC